Messenger RNA from Phytophthora infestans T30-4, 1668 nucleotides. RefSeq lists its product as uncharacterized. The coding region runs from base 1 to 1668 and encodes 555 amino acids. The record is from RefSeq and is a predicted model, not a curated record. Gene Ontology annotation, molecular function: transmembrane transporter activity. Gene Ontology annotation, cellular component: membrane. The transcript has a single exon. Lineage: Eukaryota; Oomycota; Peronosporomycetes; Peronosporales; Peronosporaceae. Gene Ontology annotation, biological process: transmembrane transport.
AUGGCGACACCCACGUCGCGGCCGUCGAGCAUCGUCAUCGACGACGCCAAUGGUCCUCUAGAGGUACCUACGUCUCCAGUGGCAGCCAUGGAGGACUUGUCAUUGUCCCCCACGCCUCAGGUUGAGGAAGAGGACGACGCGAACUACGAUCUGGCGUCUGCCUCGAAGCUCAUCCCGCUGUCCAUGACAGACUCAGCCAGUGGCGAGCGUCCGUUGCCGUCGCUUCACUCUCCGCUUAUGUUCCGUGACGUGCCUUUCGUGGGGCUAUUCGUGGUGCAUCUAAUCCUGAUGAUGCUCACCACCGGUGGCAUCCGCACGAACGGCGAGCGUGAGGAGCUCGAAGAAGAACGCCGUGAAGUCGUGGGUGGCCUAAAAGACUUAGACGACCACUCGAGCGUGGGACAGGAUGACGCGGAUGUGGGUGUGGCAUUGCGGUCUCUAUGUGUGGUGAACGUGCUGUUCGCGCUGGGCUGGCUGCUGCUAUUUAUUUUCUACUCCAAGCUGCGCUUCGUGCAGGGCUCGUGCAUCUUUUCCAUGGCUGGACUGUCGGCUCUGGCGGUCAUGCUUCUUCUGCUUGAGUCAAGUAACGGUAUGUUCUGGGGUAUCGUGUGCACGGGCGUCGUGGUAAUGGACCUGGUGUGGUACACUCGCUCGAACCACGGCCUCGACUUCGUGGCAGUUUUCUUCGAGUUGGUUGUAGACUUCUUGGUAACUCACCCGGCCCUUGGAUACGCUACGUGUGUCGUACUUGUGGCUUACACUAUAUGGGCCAGCUGGAUCUGUACGACCAUUGGAAAUGUUGGACGAGAGGUAUCGCCCUGGAGCUUCUCGAUGAUCUAUCUGGUCUUUCAUUUUUAUUGGAUGUCCAAUAUCUUGAAGAAUAUCAUCACGAUCGUGGCCUCAGGUACGACUAUGAUCUGGUACUACCGCAACGAGUCGACCGAAAUAUCGCCCGACAUUCGCGAAAACAUAUCAGAAAACAACGAUUCUUCUUGUGGUGACAGGAAAUAUCAAGCACAGCAAUACUCAAGUACUGAUUAUCUUGAUCGGACGGUGGUGCUGCACUACGCACGCUGCGCAAUGUCAAGUUCAUUUGGCUCAGUUUGUAUUGGCUCACUGCUGUGUCCACUGGCACAUCUUGUGUGGAAUGCUCUGCGCUGGGCUCGUCGAGACGAGUCGGUUCUCUCGCGACGAUUUAUGGCGCUGCGCUCAGAGCGGGUGGAGCACUUCAUCCGCACGUAUCACAAAUAUUCCUUUGUGCACAUUGCGGGCUACAACAAGCCUUAUUACGUAGCAGCACACGACGCUUGGAAGCUGAUCGAACAUCACGGCGUGGAAGCAAUUGUCGAUGACGAUCUAACCAGUCGCAUCUUGCUGCUCGGUGGCAAUGGAUGGGCUGGCGUCAUGAGUGCGUUGACGGCGUCAGCUCUAGCUGGUGCGUCCUCGCACGCGAUCUUCUUCACGUUGGCGUCUUUCACGCUGUGCUACACAACCAUCUCACUAGCCACACAAGUGAUCGCGGCCGUCAUCAAGACACUGUUCGUAUGCUUCGCCGAGAACCCAGGACGACUGAGCCAGUUGCACCCGCUCAUCUACCACCGCUUCGUGAGACUCGCCGAGCUGAAGAGCUUUCGCGACCACAAGGCACCUGCCAGCACACGCGAAUAG